CGAUAUUCAUUUUUCUUUUCCAAGCGACUCCUCAACUUGAUUAUUGUUUUAUGUGUAGUCUGUCCAGCAUUAGUAAGUUAUUGGCGAGGAACUUGGUUGAUUUUAGACUCGAUUUUCCUUCCCGAUCGCCCGCUACUCGGCGGAUGGAUUACUUUCUCAGUAAGCUUUGGAACGAUAUACGUGGUGGUAUUGAUAGGAGAUCAUUUAAAGGCGAAUUUAAAUGAAAGAAAAUGGAGGAAGUUGUCAUAUUUGGCUUUAUUCUAUUCAGCAGGAUUUUUAAUUGUGAACACUUGGAGAGGACUGUGGAUCCUAUGGGAUCAUUACACAACAACUUCUUUGAUUAGCGGUCUUCUCUCACAUGCCCUCGGAUUCUUUGUUGUUCUAUCAACUCAAACAACAUCUUCAAUCACCGCUGCCCCGUCCUAUUGUAUCACAGAGGCGAAAGAUGAUGAGUUACAGACUGUUUUCCAGGGAAAGUCCUGGUUGAAUAGCUGCACAGCUAGUGUCUUUUCGAAAAUGUUAAAUAGUUUUCUUACCGUUUUUGUGACUGGAGCAGCGGUGAUCAGCUAUUGGCGAGGAACUUGGGUUACAAUGGACGCACUUUGUGAAUCAUUUGGAUUUGAGAAGCUUAAGUCCUGGAUAGUUUCUAUUUGUAUUGGGUGCACUUUAUUUGUUAGCUGUUACUUUGUAAGUGAGCUUGUAUUGAACAUCAAGAACCUUAAUGCACCAUAUUCUUGGAGGAGCAGAACUUUUGAACAGGUAUUUGUGUACAUACUCGGCUUUGGGACAGUCAAUUUGUUGGAGAGGGGUAUGGUACGUGGAGGAUAUUUAUAUACUUCCAGGUGAGAUCUGAAUUCCUUGACAUAGUUGGUCAAUCAAACUAGACUAGACAAAGAGAUCAAUCAGUCAAACAUCUACUGCAAACACAGUGGCCAUGAUACCCUGCUAGUAGAGUCACUCCUGACUUCUCUGGGAAAGAUCAAAGUGAUUCUGUGAGCAGGCUAGUGCCACAAUUCUUCAAGUUGUAUUUGUCCCACUCUUGGAACCUUAUGAUUAACACUUUCCAUUCUGCCUAAAAUUCCAGAAAUUGCAGUUAGAAUUCAAAUGAAAUGGGCAAUUCGGUUUGGUCCGACCAGAAUAUUUGGGACCACUGUUGAAGGUGGUCCACUUUGUCUGGCCUGGUCAUUUGGGUCAGCUGGGCCAAAAUGUUCCUUUGACAAAAUUGUUGUCCCAAGUGCCCCUCUUAGCUUCUGUAUUUUGUGUACAAGUACAAUAAUCUAACGUGUAGUGGUUUGGGUUGGGUCUGUGCAACCCAAAUAUACCAUUCCAUUGGGCACAUGGAAUUUCCAAAAUUUCAAACUGGAAUUUUUGUUGAAUGGAAAGCACCCUUAGUGAGUGGUCCAGAGGAAACAGGACCAGUUAGGUUAGAUGUCAUGUGACCUUGAAGUAUCCAAUGAGAGCAUGUGCCAUUGGCAAAAAAUUUCCGGCUGUAAUCUGACUUGUGCAAUACCUCAUUAUAGGAAAUUAACGAUGCACUUAAUUUAUUAACGUGAUUUUAUAAAAAACGUGUUAAUUUAAUGCAUCUUAAUUUAUGUCGUUGUUAAUGUACAUCACACUAUUUUACAUCAUUGUUCUUUUGCAGCACCUUUAUUUCAAUAACAAAACCUCGUCUGCUCAUAGUUCCUCUAUCAAUGACUCGGAGUCACUAUUUGAAAGUUCUUUUAAGAAUUGAGUUCAAAAUGUCUUUUGACUGGUCUCUGUAUUGACCCGUUUCUCUGAGGGGAUACCUAACUUCUUCAGUCUUUCUUCUUAAAAUUUCCAUUUACAUCAAGGCUGUGCUCUAAGGAAAAUUGAAGGAAGCCCAGUGCUCUGAAACUGUAAAAUCUAGGGUGCCCAGCAUAUGAUUUGAAUGAAAAAUCUGAGAUUUUCUAGUCGCCCGAGGGCAAAAGUUAGGCGCCAGUGGCCACUGGGCUGUGCUAGAGCACAGCCCUGUACGUUUAUUUAUGUUUUUUCCUUUACAUAUGUAUGUUGAGAAGUUUGUAUUGCAGCAAAUUCACAAUUUCAUGUAAAUUCAAUGUGUGUUUACAAACGUAACUUUUGGAAAAUUUGUAUUAAUUUUGUGUAAUGUAAAUUUUCUUCGCAUUGUCAAUGUGCAUCGUUAAUUUGCUAUAAUAAUUUAUACCACAAUUAUUUUGGUAAUACUCAUGGGUAAAAGAAAGGCUUGAAGCUGACUCUGUGUUAAGAGAGCCCCACUUACCGGUACAUUUUUAAAAAGAAAAUUGCCAUAACCUUAACGAAACCGGAAGUAUGAAGCAGGUUGCAUCGAACUAUGAACUGUCCCAGUCUUGGACAACUGUGUGUAGGUCUACUGAAUAGUAUUUAGUUGCGGGGAGUGGUUAUCAAAGCAGGAAAAAUCAAAGAUGAAAACAACAGUGCUGCAGUUUAUGUUAGGAGCUCCCUAAGCAUGCACAUUAUUUUGUUCACAAAUAAUGAGUUAAAAAAUGAAUGAGACAUUUCUUUUGGUCAUUUGGUUCAAAUGAUAGGAAUGCUAUUGAAUACCGUAAAAUUCCGAAAAUAAGCCCCGGGGGUUAUAUUUUUCAAAGGCCCUUUUUGAGGGGCUUAUUUUUGGAAGGGCUUAUCUAUGGAGGAAAAUUAGCAUCUCAAAAUUGAUUGGGCUAGCCCUAUAGUUAGAGGUAACUUUACCGUUUUUGCUUUGCUUUACUUUGUAUUUGAGGGCAAUUUUCCAGUUAUAAGCCCCCGGGGGGCUUAUAUUUGGAGGGGCGAUUUAACGGAAGGUUUUUUACUUUACCAGUUUGGGGGGCUUAUAUUUGGAGGGGCUUAUACAUGGAGGGGCUUAUUUUCGGAAUUUUACGGUAUUUUAGAUGUUUAAGUAAAAAAAAAAAAACUUAAAAAAGACAAGAGACAAAGAAGUUUGACAGGCUUCGUAACCAUUUCCCUUUAUUAACAAUGACUGGAGUAAGUUUAAAAGAAACAAAAAAGAGAGCUGCCAUGUUCUGUACAGUUGGUUUUAUACCCGGGCUUUGUGUAUCAAUAAAAAUAAUAUUGUGUUUGCCGUAUUUUCUGUCAAUCAUAAAGUAAGUUAAUUUUUAAAGGUAUGCAUGUUUGCUGGUCUUCUUAGUCAAUUUAGACAAGUCAAUUCAGUCAAGACAUACUAUGAGGGUUUACAGUCAAGUCACCCCAAAUGCUGAUCUGCAUUGCCCAAAAUUUUAUCAUGCCCAACACCAUUCUAACAUCUUUGUCGCGUUUGUUUUGCAAAUGAUACAUAUUACGUACUUUCUUUAUUAAAAUUUUGGGCAACUUAACUAAAAAUUUCUGGCAACAUAACUCUGUUUUCGGGGGACACAACUUCGGGCGAGAUGACUUUUGGGCAACUUGACUGGUUACCCAAUAUGACAUAUUAAGAUAACAGUGCAAGUAGAUUAAAUUGAAAGGUGAAUGACCAUGUGUAUGUGGUAUUUAAUUUCAGACCAGUCGCUAGCCAGUGCAUUGGUCAGUCAUUUUGGUGGAAUUGUAGUGCUAUAUCUUCUUCAAACAAGCCUUAUUUUGGUAUGCUCUCCUGCUGGGUGUAG
Molecule: messenger RNA, 3590 nt
Organism: Porites lobata
Lineage: Eukaryota; Metazoa; Cnidaria; Anthozoa; Scleractinia; Poritidae
Source: the annotation of a GenBank genome assembly